AUGUCCUUCAUAGUUGAGUAUUUGUUUCAAUGUGGACACUGGGAACUGUUCUCAAAAGUCUAUGGCCCUGUGUUCACUCUGUAUUUUGGCAAGAAGCCUUCUGUGGUGGUGCAUGGAUACGAAGCAGUAAAGGAAGUUCUGGAUGACCUUGGAGAGGAGUUUUCAGGAAGGGGUAGCUCCCCAGUUGUCGAAAGAAUGAAUAACGGCCUUGGAGUCAUUUUCAGUAAUGGAACAACGUGGAAGGAGCUCCGGCGCUUCUCACUUAUGACUUUGAGGAAUUUUGGGAUGGGGAAGAGGAGCAUCGAGGAUCGCAUUCAAGAGGAAGCGCGGUGCCUCGUGGAAGAGUUGAGAAAAACAAAUGGCUCACUCUGUGAUCCCACCUUCAUCCUGAGCUGUGCUCCCUCCAACGUGAUCUGCUCAGUUAUUUUCCACAAUCGUUUUGAUUAUAAAGAUGAGAAUUUUCUUAACUUGAUGGAGAAAUUAAAUGAAAACUUUAAAAUUUUUAACUCCCCAUGGAUGCAGGUGAGACAAAGAUGUUUUCUUCACAGCAAAUCAUUUAUCUUUAUUUCUCUAACAAAUUAAAACUUUCACUUUAGUUCAAUGUGUCUAAUUUCUAGGCAUUCACCUCAAAGCUUGGUAUAAAGAAUUUUGUUGGAAAGCAGAAUCAGUUUCUGUUACCCUUCCUCCCCCCUC
Peromyscus leucopus (white-footed mouse) is the source of this 693-nucleotide messenger RNA. Its product is annotated as cytochrome P450 2C55-like. The record is from RefSeq and is a predicted model, not a curated record. Bases 1 to 582 code for a protein of 193 amino acids. Gene Ontology annotation, molecular function: iron ion binding; heme binding; oxidoreductase activity, acting on paired donors, with incorporation or reduction of molecular oxygen, reduced flavin or flavoprotein as one donor, and incorporation of one atom of oxygen. Gene Ontology annotation, cellular component: intracellular membrane-bounded organelle; cytoplasm. NCBI's taxonomy places the organism in Eukaryota, Metazoa, Chordata, Mammalia, Rodentia, Cricetidae. Gene Ontology annotation, biological process: xenobiotic metabolic process. The transcript is spliced from 4 exons.